AUGAAGGGGAGCUUACUCAUUGUUUCUGUCGCACUGUUAACGUCUUCCUUUUGCUUCCUCGUUAAGGAGAAGAGUGGUUUAUUAGGGUUCACGAGGGGCAACUGCAUCUGGGGCAGAGAAGUUAAGGGUCGGGGUGUUGGGAGGAAGUUCGUAACCAGAUGGAGGGAAGAUUACGUGUGUGACAAUGGGGGGACGCUCCAACAGGGAGCCAUACAUACGGACAACAGCUCGAAUGACCUUAUGCAGGGUGACUCCCUAGGUCAGGUACUCUCCAGAGAGGAAAAAACUCCCCAUCCGAAAAGAAGAAAAUUUCUAAAUGCGCAAAAGGAAGACGAUUACUACCACCUCUAUCUAUACCAUAUAUACAAAAAGGUAAAACUUAUUAAGAAACAAAAGUAUCUAUAUAAUCCUUCCAAAUACGAAUCGGUAAGGUCCUACAUCAAGCGAGAGUUGAAAGAGUGCCUAGACGUGAACACCGCUGCGUACCUCUUCAAAGCAACCGAGUAUUACGCGAAAGGUGUAUUGGAAGUCUCUGUGUACGUCAGCGAGGUGGUGAACCUACUCAGCUUCUUCACCUUUAACGAUAAGUGCAACGAGGAGGCUGACCAGGGGGAUGACCAGCAGGCAAAGGAGGGGGCUGACGAGCAGGGAAAGGGGGGGUCUGACGAGCAGGCUGUAGUGGAUAACGACGCGGAGCAGAUCCUCAAGGGGAGUGGCAACAGCGGCAACACCGGGAAGAGAAAAAUAACCAAGCUGCUGCAGAAAGAUGAGAAGUACAAAUCCUUCUGCCUGUACUUCACCCGGCUAGUCGACUCGGUGAGCGGCCUCUUCUGCUGCAUGGGAAAAAGAAGCAAGCGAGAAGAAAUUCUGACCUACCUGAAAAAGUCUAACUUGACGGAGAAGUGGCAGAACUACAGUUUGAGUGACCUAAAUCUGGAUACCCAUUUUAUGAUAUAUGUAAUUAGACUGAUCAGAUACAAGGAUGCCAAUUACCUGUGCUCGUUGAGACGGUUGAAAGAGUACACAGCGGAGCAGGUAAAAGAGAUCUUCCUCAACUGCAUGCGAGACGGCUUGCUUGACUUGGACUAUUUGACGAUUCUGCAGUCGGAGUACUUGGCCCGAAAAAACAGCAGUGGUGAAAUGGCCAGUCGCAUCUUUGCUCCGUCAAGCGAGGGUGACGGCGUCCGCGGGAGGGAAACCCAAAUCAGGUACGAGCAUCUGCGGAAGUUAGAGCAGAACUAUGAGGCACUCCUUAAGAAGUACACCGACAAACAGAAGGAGAAGAAAAGCGGGAAGCUCGGCGACGAUCAGCUGAAAGGCAUCAUUAACGAAAUUUUGGACAAAGAUGUAUUUAUUCAUAAGGAAGACUCGGACAAGCAAGCCAAGAAAAAAAAAAAAAAAAAAAAAAAAAAAAAAAAUGUCCUCCAAAUCGGGGAAAGCCUAAUCCGCAUGGAUAUGCACGAAGUGGAGGAAGAGCGCCUACAGGAGGUAAUAAAAAAGUGGUGUGGACCCGGCACGAUGAACCUGAAGAAUUGUAGCAACCUAGUCAAGCGCAUGAACAGGCUCCUCGAUUCGCACGACGUCAAUGUGGUCAUUCGUUUGAGGCCGUGUAGGGAGAAUGGCCUUACCCACGAAGGAACCCAGAAGGACGGCGCUAACCGAAGCCACACAUCAGAAGAAAUCCCUCAGAUGAGUGACACCACGGAAGACGGCAUUACAGUCAGGGACAUACGAAGUAGCACAGACGUACGAAGUAGCAGGGGGAGCGAAGCAGAAUACGUUGACAAAAAAGUGGACUUGUCCGAUUUCUCCCUCUCAAAUUUGAAAAAGUACAUAACGUACAGAAAGGCACUCGAACGGAAAAAAAUGAAUCAAGGGAAUAUAGCGAAGAGGGAAGAUAGUGGAGAGAAAAGCAGCCAGGCAAACCCGCAGGGGUUGUCCAAGAUCGACCAGGACGUUCUCAAAUACUUCGACGUGACGCAAAAACAAGAUUCGGUCCUCUUUGAAAUUAACGAUUUUAUUUUGGAGAAGGAGAUUUCUUCGGCACAUUUCCGGCAGGAGGGCCAGCCCGUCGUGGAUGCCUUACCGGGGGAAGUAGGAAGGGAGGUUCAUGAAGGGGUGGGAGACGUUGAAGAGACCGAUCCAGAGGCUGGUGAGGAGGUGGAAGAAGAUUUCAGGGAAGAAUUAGGGGAAGAGUUGGGAGACGAUGGUGCACAGCUUGGUGACGAUCUGGGAGACGAUUCUGGGGAAGACCUCUUCGGAGGAGACAACUUCGGAGGAGACAACUUCGAAGGAGACAACUUCGGAGGAGACAACUUCGAGGGAGACAACUUCGGAGGCGAGUUGACGGAGGAUGAAACGCCCCCUAGAGGAAAGAAGACAAAAAUCAACAAGAAGAACAACGGCGCAGCGGAGAAGCUCCGAAUCCAACUGCACACACGGGGUAGUACCAAGAGUAAACACAAGUUUGAAAAUCUGUUCCCAAAAAACUUUGAAGAGAAAAUGGAGCUUCUGAUGGUUAUACUAAAAGAGGAGGAUAAAAAUAAGAGGCGGGUGAUCGUGUGUGCGGACGAGGAGGAGAGGAAUAUGAUUCGGAUGAAGUGUGCAGUGGAGGGAUUAGAAUAUGAACAAAUUGUUAGCGCGGUAAAGAAUAUAAAGAGGUACUUGGAGAAGGGGGGUAACUUCCGCAGUGUAUGCUUCGUUUUGAUGGACGAGCUGGCGAGCACACUGGAGCUGCGCAAGGUGUGCGGCGGGUUGUCCGAGCGGGGGGACAGGAUCAGCGGGGAGAGAAGCGGCGAACGGAGCGACGAAAGAAGCGGUGGCGAAGUUGGCAGGGGUCACGUACACGGCGAUCAUGGCAGCCCCACCGACCGAGACAGCCAGGGAAGCGCACAGAGCGACGUGACCAUUUACCACUUUGCCGAACAAGCCCCGAAGGCAGUGGCUCUGAAGAAGCUCUUCCACUCGAUUGUUAACGAGGAAGACAAUAUGAUGCUUUAUAUGAUGUCUAAGAAACGCGGGAGAGAUAGAAGCCGCGAAACGACCAGAGAGGGGAAGAAAAGCAACCUGACGGGAAAAACAAAUCACAGCGACGUCUUCGUCCCCUACCGGAAAAGAGUUCGCAAGAAGAAGCUCUCCAAGAGCGAGGAGAAGUGGUUGGCCUUCAGAAGAAGGACGCUGAAAAAAAUCGACGAGAUGAAGCAGAAGGCGCAUCUAAUGAAGAUCCGGAAAAUGAAAAAACGGGAUCAAAAGGUCCAAAGGGUCGUUACAAAGUUGAAGUCGCAGUCGAAGUUGAAGUCCAAGUUGACGUCCAAGUCGAAGGCGAGCAAAGUGGGAGCAGAAAAAAAGUAA
This is a messenger RNA of Plasmodium inui San Antonio 1, 3351 nucleotides long. RefSeq lists its product as hypothetical. The coding region runs from base 1 to 3351 and encodes 1116 amino acids. The transcript has a single exon. The record is from RefSeq and is a predicted model, not a curated record. NCBI's taxonomy places the organism in Eukaryota, Apicomplexa, Aconoidasida, Haemosporida, Plasmodiidae.